Messenger RNA from Dromiciops gliroides (monito del monte), 7194 nucleotides. RefSeq names its product WD repeat domain 33 (gene WDR33). Gene Ontology annotation, molecular function: protein binding. The record is from RefSeq and is a predicted model, not a curated record. Gene Ontology annotation, cellular component: mRNA cleavage and polyadenylation specificity factor complex. The transcript has 22 exons. NCBI's taxonomy places the organism in Eukaryota, Metazoa, Chordata, Mammalia, Microbiotheria, Microbiotheriidae. Bases 205 to 4218 code for a protein of 1337 amino acids.
GGUUGCUCGGAGGGGAAGAUGGCGGCCAGCUUGGGCCGGUGAGGCGGUAGUUCCCGUGGUGGGGCAGAGGGAGUGGAGGUGGCGGGAACGGGACAGACGGCUGAGACCGCUAAGAGGGAGCCAAGGCCGAAGACUCCACCCUUAACUCGGGCGGAGGGGAGCCCAGCCCAGGGACUGGACGUGUCCUAGAAGGAAAACAACACCAUGGCUACAGAAAUUGGUUCUCCACCUCGUUUUUUCCAUAUGCCACGGUUCCAGCACCAGGCACCAAGGCAGCUCUUUUACAAACGACCAGACUUUGCACAGCAGCAGGCAAUGCAGCAGCUCACAUUUGAUGGGAAACGAAUGAGAAAGGCUGUGAACCGGAAGACCAUAGACUACAAUCCCUCUGUAAUUAAAUAUUUGGAGAACAGAGUGUGGCAGAGAGACCAGCGAGAUAUGCGGGCAAUCCAACCAGAUGCGGGAUACUAUAAUGAUCUGGUACCACCUAUAGGAAUGCUGAACAACCCUAUGAAUGCAGUAACAACCAAAUUUGUUCGAACAUCUACCAAUAAAGUUAAAUGUCCAGUAUUUGUUGUUAGGUGGACUCCUGAAGGGAGACGGUUGGUUACGGGGGCUUCUAGUGGAGAGUUUACCCUGUGGAAUGGACUCACUUUCAAUUUUGAAACAAUAUUACAGGCUCACGAUAGCCCAGUGAGGGCCAUGACUUGGUCACACAAUGACAUGUGGAUGCUGACGGCAGACCACGGGGGAUAUGUGAAAUAUUGGCAGUCCAACAUGAACAACGUCAAGAUGUUCCAGGCACAUAAGGAGGCGAUUAGAGAGGCCAGUUUCUCACCCACGGAUAAUAAAUUUGCUACAUGCUCUGAUGACGGAACUGUUAGAAUCUGGGACUUUCUACGUUGCCAUGAGGAAAGAAUUCUUCGAGGACAUGGUGCAGAUGUGAAAUGUGUAGACUGGCAUCCAACAAAAGGUUUAGUCGUUUCAGGAAGUAAAGAUAGUCAGCAGCCAAUUAAAUUUUGGGAUCCAAAGACUGGGCAGAGCCUUGCAACGCUACAUGCCCAUAAAAAUACUGUUAUGGAAGUGAAAUUAAAUCUCAAUGGGAAUUGGCUACUUACAGCAUCCCGGGACCACCUCUGUAAACUUUUUGACAUCAGAAAUCUAAAAGAGGAGCUUCAAGUCUUUAGAGGUCAUAAAAAAGAAGCCACAGCGGUGGCCUGGCAUCCUGUUCAUGAAGGUCUUUUUGCCAGUGGAGGAUCAGAUGGUUCUUUAUUGUUCUGGCAUGUUGGGGUAGAGAAGGAAGUAGGUGGAAUGGAGAUGGCCCAUGAAGGAAUGAUCUGGAGUUUAGCUUGGCAUCCUCUUGGACAUAUUCUUUGUUCAGGAUCAAAUGACCAUACCAGCAAAUUCUGGACUAGAAAUAGACCUGGAGAUAAAAUGCGGGAUCGUUAUAACCUGAACCUACUUCCUGGAAUGUCAGAAGAUGGAGUAGAGUAUGAUGACCUUGAGCCUAAUAGUCUGGCAGUGAUUCCAGGGAUGGGAAUACCUGAGCAGUUAAAACUAGCAAUGGAACAAGAGCAAAUGGGAAAGGAUGAAUCAAAUGAAAUAGAAAUGACCAUUCCAGGAUUGGACUGGGGAAUGGAGGAGGUAAUGCAAAAGGACCAAAAGAAGGUGCCACAAAAAAAAGUUCCUUAUGCAAAACCUAUUCCAGCUCAGUUCCAACAAGCCUGGAUGCAGAAUAAAGUUCCAAUUCCUGCCCCAAAUGAGGUACUAAAUGACAGAAAAGAGGAUAUUAAACUUGAAGAAAAGAAAAAGACACAAGCAGAAAUAGAACAAGAAAUGGCAACAUUGCAGUACACUAACCCACAGCUUUUGGAGCAACUCAAAAUUGAAAGACUUGCACAAAAACAAGCUGAACAAGUCCAACCACCUCCACCACCAGGGGGUCCUCUACUUGGACCCCAGCCUUUUCCAGGACAAGGUCCAAUAUCUCAGAUUCCUCAAGGUUUUCAGCAGCCUCAUCCACCUCAACAGAUGCCAAUGAACAUGGCUCAAAUGGGACCCCCUGGUCCACAAGGACAAUUCAGACCUCCUGGACCUCAGGGGCAAAUGGGACCACAAGGCCCUCCAUUACAUCAGGGAGGAGCUGGUCCUCAAGGAUUCAUGGGACCACAGGGACCUCCAGGGCCCCAAGGCCCACCACAAGGACUCCCAAGACCUCAGGAUAUGCAUGGCCACCAAGGAAUGCAAAGACAUCCUGGACCCCAUGGCCCAAUGGGACCUCAAGGACCACCUGGGCCACAGGGUAGUUCUGGCCCACAGGGUCCCAUGGGCCCCCAAGGUCCACCUGGGCCACAAAGCCAUUUGGGUCCCCAAGGUCCACCUGGUCCCCAAGGUCAUUUAGGCCCUCAGGGUCCACCUGGUACUCAAGGGAUGCAAGGACCACCUGGUCCAAGAGGGAUGCAGGGACCUCCUCAUCCCCAUGGAAUGCAAGGAGGACCAGGCUCUCAGGGGAUGCAGGGUCCUGUGUCCCAAGGACCUCUAAUGGGGUUGAAUCCAAGAGGAAUGCAGGGACCUCCAGGUCCCCGAGAUAACCAAGGACCUGCUCCACAAGGGAUGAUGAUGGGGCACCCACCUCAAGAAAUGAGAGGACCUCACCCACCAAGUGGACUGCUGGGACAUGGUCCUCAGGAGAUGAGAGGUCCUCAGGAGAUGAGAGGCAUGCAGGGACCGCCACCCCAAGGGUCAAUGCUGGGGCCUCCCCAGGAAAUGCGUGGGCCUCCAGGUUCACAGGGACAGCAGGGGCCACCCCAGGGUUCUAUGGGACCUCCACCCCAGGGAGGCAUGCAGGGUCCCCCAGGACCUCAAGGACAGCAGAACCCUUCAAGAGGGCCUCAUCCUUCCCAGGGCCCAUUACCAUUCCAGCAGCAGAAAACACCCCUUCUAGGUGAUGGUCCACGCGCACCCUUUAAUCAGGAAGGACAGAACCCAGGCCCACCACCCUUGAUACCAGGACUAGGGCAGCAGGGAUCACAAGGUCGAAUCCCCCCUCUUAAUCCGGGACAAGGACCUGGCCCUAAUAAAGGUGAUUCUCGUGGCCCUCCAAACCAUCACAUGGGCCCAAUGUCAGAGAGGAGGCAUGAUCAGAACAGUGGUCCAGAUCAUGGUCCUGAGAGAGGGCCAUUCCGAGCUGGCCAGGACUGUAGGGGUCCCCCUGAUAGACGUGGGCCUCACCCAGAUUUUCCUGAUGAUUUCAACCGACCAGAUGACUUUCACCCUGACAAGCGAUUUGGCCAUAGAUUACGUGAAUUUGAGGGAAGAGGAGGACCUUUGCCACAGGAGGAGAAAUGGAGGCGAGGAGGCCCAGGUCCUCCAUAUCCUCCAGAUCACCGAGAAUUCAAUGAGGGAGAUGGCCGGGGAGCAAAUCGUGGCCCCCCAGGUGCUUGGGAAGGACGAAGACCUGCAGAUGAGAGAUUUCCCAGGGAUCCAGAUGACCCACGUUUUAGAGGAAGACGGGAAGAAAGCUUUAGAAGAGGAGGCGCACCCCAACGGCAUGAGGGUCGGGGUCCCCCUCGAGGAAGGGAAGGUUUUCCUGGUCCUGAAGACUUUGGGCCAGAGGAAAAUUUUGAUGCAUCAGAUGAGGCUACAAGAGGAAGAGAUCUUAGAGGCCGAGGCCGAGGUACUCCACGAGGAGGGCGAAAGGGCUUACUUCCCACACCAGAUGAAUUUCCUCGCUUUGAAGGAGGACGGAAACCAGAUUCAUGGGAUGCAAAUAGAGAGCCAGGCCAUGAGCAUUUCCGGGAUGGUCCACGUCCUGAUCAUCCUCCUCAUGAUGGGCAUUCUCCAGCCAGCAGAGAACGUUCUUCCUCCCUCCAAGGCAUGGAUAUGGCUUCUUUACCACCCCGAAAGCGUCCCUGGCAUGAUGGACCUGGAACAUCUGACCAUAGAGAAAUGGAGGCUCCAGGUGGACCUGCAGAGGAUCGAGGCAAAGGACGAGGUGGCCCAGGACCAUCCCAGAGAGUGCCAAAAUCUGGACGAUCCAGUUCCUUGGAUGGAGAUCAUCAUGAUGGAUAUCACAGAGAUGAACCUUAUGGGGGUCCUCAAAGCAGUGGCACCCCUUCCAGAGGGGGAAGGAGUGGAAGUAACUGGGGGAGAGGAAAUAAUAUGAACUCUGGCCCACCAAGAAGAGGAGCAUCAAGAGGUGGUGGAAGGGGCCGGUAGAAGAGGUUUUGGCUGGGAAGUCCCCAGUCUUAACUGGACAGUAUUUAAGUAAUUCUUGUGGACUCACCAAGAGAAACAAAAGGAUUCCUGCACCACCACAGCACUGGCUGGACUCUUCACUGGGCUAUUUUUAUACCCAGUAGCUCCCAGUAAGGUCUUCUAGAUCAAUAGACUGCUGCUGGCUACAUCAUGGUAGCUGGUUUUGUUCUGUCCUGUCCACCUUUUUUCUCACCCCUGCAUUGUUUUGUGAAGAUAAAAGCUGGAAUUUUUUUUUUUUUAGUGUUGUGAGACAUGGAGCACCUCCACAAAUUUGAGUUCAUGUCUAAUUGGAAAAUUGUUUCUAUAUGUACAGUUUGUCAGAAAAAAAAAGUUAAGUUGUUUUUGUAUGAAUACAGAAUGUGAUUUGCGUAAGAAUUAACAGAACAAUCAUUGUGUCAUGAUUUUUUUUUAUUUACAACUACAGUUGUGAAAUACAUGCCUUAAUGAAACCCUAGACUUCUACAAUAUAUUUCAACAUCCUCAACCUUUUUAACUCUGUUGAGUUAAAGAAAUUCUGUUAGUGGAAUAGUAAAUCCUCCAAAUCGAAGUUCGGUUAUGAUACCAUGUAAGGUCAACGUGCCAGAUAGAUUAUCCUGCCAUCAACUAAGCUUCUAAGAAUUAUUUAAAGUUUUUUUUGAAGUCAGAAGCUCCUUACCACAAAAUAAUGCUAUGUAAGGUGAUCUAUUAAAGUGUCCUCCAAGUAGAAACGAAUUCAUCACUUAUACAUUAAUAGUCUUUCUUUCCUGGUGCCAGCCCCAACACUGCUAUCCAUGAAAAGGUGGUCACUUUCUUUAUUUUGUGACUGAGUCACCUAAUUCUGGAUGCUAUGACCCUGUUUCAUGGGUGAAUUCUCUUCUCUCACCUGAGGCCGAAGUAGGGUAGAAGCUACUUACAUGUGGCCCAUUCAUGAUACCACAACCAGAAAAACUGAUUGAUAGUACCAGUAACACCGAGAGCAUUUCUUUGAACUAUCAUUGUGUUUUCACCACUUUGAAAAGAAAUAGUCAUUUAAAUUUUUUUUCCUAAUCUUCUGUUUCAUAAGUUAUAAAGCAUUUCUUUCAGAAUUGUCUUUUCCACCAGUACCAAUUCUUGUAGAUGGUAAAUUAUAGUGGAAGACUUCUUUCACAUAGGUCAUUGUAGGAAACUUCCUUUUUCUACCCCAUAACCAAUAAAUGUUCCAUUUCAUAAAGCAGAAACAGAAAAUAUCUAUUGAGAAUACCUUGAAGAUUAUAAUAUUGAACAGUCUAUACAUAUGCAUAUAUGUAUAUGUAUAUUUACUCAAACACACACACAUGAAAGGAAUUUGUUGUAAAUAUACUUGUCUAUAAAUGAUGCCACCCUUCUCCACAAAUGCAUUUAUUAUACUAAAAUGUCCUUUCAUUACAGGCAGCUAAAGGUACAAGCUUUUCUCUUAAGUGGUACCUGGGUAAUACUAAGCAAUGACUGGAGUUUCACCAUUUGUUUGUAACCAAACAAAUCAUGAGCAAGAGUUAUUAGGGAUUAUAGCAUAUUUCUAAAGAAAAACCAUUAUGCUUUUUAUAUUAAGUUUUUGCUUCAUAUAACAGAUCUCUGAGGUUAAGCAAAAUAGUAAGUAUUCUCUUCUCUUGGGUACAACUGUUUUGUGAGAGUGAUUAAGAUUUGGACUUCAGCAUAUUGUGACUCUUCUCUGGGUGGUAAUUAAUCCAAAGCAUAUGUAAUUAAAACUGGUUUAGCAGGCAGCAAGUUGUUCACAAAAUGUUAUGAAGGGAACAUGUUGAAACUGAAGAUUAUUUCAGAAAGGGAAUUGGAUCACCUUCAAAGUUUAGGUCUACUUUACUAAAUGGUUUGGUUCAAAGCAUUUAUUCUCCCGUGUAGUGGCUAUUUACUGCUCCAGCAGAAGAGGCAAGGAAAGGCAUCAAACUGCCUUACCAAUAGUUGAACCUAGGCAGUUUGGUUUGAGAUAACUUGGAACAGAAAAGUCAGUUCAAGACCCUGGGAAAAGUUUUGUCUAGAGAGUAAAAUCAAGAGGUUAGUUUAGUGUCGUCAUAUAAAGGACCCAGGACCAAUAAAAUUACUUUUUAUUUAACCUCCAUCAGCUGGAAAACUAGCUAAUACUUGGCAGCAUUCACUUUUUAUGCCCCAAAACAAAAUUCAAGAAAAAAAAUGUAUCAUUUAGAGCCAGGAGGGACAUUAGUGAUCGUCUAGUCUAGGGCCCUCAACCUUUUUGGUAUCAAGGACUCUUAGGCAGUCUAGUAAAACCUAGGGACUCCACAGAAUCAUGUUUUUAAAUGUAUAAAGUACAUUGUAUUAUAAAGGAAACCAAUUCUAUUGAAAUAAUUAUGAAAAUAUUUGAAAACAAGUUCAUGGAUUCUUAGAUUAAGAAUACCCAAGUAGUUGGUCCAGGGCCCUCAUUUUUACAGGUAAGGUGACUGAGACCCAGAUCCACAUGUUAAAAUAUCAUUAUUAAGGGAUUCAAGUUUGAUUUUUGAGGGUCUAUUUGGGAAUGGAGGGAGUAAAUAAGAAAAACUGUCCAAAGUUGAAAAUCUAAAAGUAGUAAUACUUUUUAGAAACCCAAGGGAUAAAAAGACUUAUGUAAAACAGAAGUCAUCAAUAAACCUCACUUUAUAAAAACCAAAAGCCAAAUGCUCCAACUUAUAGAGGCUGUUCUUCAGAUUUAUUAAAUUUUAUUAAAUUUAUUAAAUUCUUGUAAUUCUAAGUUUCAUGCCUUGCUCAAAAGCAGUCAAAGCACGGUCUAUAAUGAACUGCAUUGGUGACACAGAACAAUGAUUCUAUCACUGCAGAAAAAUCCAUUUAUUAAAUGCAUAGAGAUAAUGUGCAUGGAAUUCUGAGUUGUAAUGGUCACUGUACAUAUUGAAUAUUAUGAUUUUUAGUUUGUAUAAAAAUUAGGUCUUUAAUGAAUAUCUGAAGUCUCCAUUAAAUGCUAUUUCAUAUAGGACA